UUCUCCAUCCACACCGAGCCCCAAACUCUCCUGUCCUGCCGCGCCCGAUCCCAGCGUCGCCGCCGACGAGCUCACCGGAGACGCACGCGACGCCAGCAUGACUACCUCCAGGCGCCUUGCUGACAGGAAGACUGCUAAGUUCCAGAAGAACAUCACCAAGAGGGGCUCGGUGCCUGAAACCACUGUCAAGAAGGGGAAUGACUAUCCUGUUGGACCUAUAGUGCUUGGAUUCUUCAUCUUUGUGGUCAUCGGAUCAUCUCUGUUCCAGAUAAUCAGGACAGCUAGCAGCGGUGGGUUGGCUUGAAGAUGGUCAUAUACUGGUGCAGUUGCAGCUACAUUCGUUUGAUGCUGUCAUAGUGUGUUCUUAUGAGAAUCCUGUUUAAAUCCUAGUUUGAACUGAUGUCGUAAGAACUGUAAACAGAGUUAUCAAUAUUAUACAUGUUAAAUGGACAAAUUUAUUGCUGA
This is a messenger RNA of Lolium rigidum, 465 nucleotides long. RefSeq names its product stress-associated endoplasmic reticulum protein 2-like. The record is from RefSeq and is a predicted model, not a curated record. Bases 98 to 304 code for a protein of 68 amino acids. Gene Ontology annotation, cellular component: endoplasmic reticulum. The transcript is spliced from 3 exons. Gene Ontology annotation, biological process: endoplasmic reticulum unfolded protein response. Lineage: Eukaryota; Viridiplantae; Streptophyta; Magnoliopsida; Poales; Poaceae.